Messenger RNA from Phyllopteryx taeniolatus (common seadragon), 4737 nucleotides. RefSeq lists its product as uncharacterized. The record is from RefSeq and is a predicted model, not a curated record. Lineage: Eukaryota; Metazoa; Chordata; Actinopteri; Syngnathiformes; Syngnathidae. Bases 865 to 3687 code for a protein of 940 amino acids. The transcript has 11 exons. Gene Ontology annotation, molecular function: GTP binding.
AAACACUUCUUCACUGUGUUGAAGUUUCCAAACAACUGGCAAACUUCCGUCAUUAUUUUGCUAUUCAACAUAUAUUUAAACCAGAAAGGUUUUGUACUGGCUGCUGCCAGUUACAUUUACUAGCAUUUCAUUGAGCCUAAAUGUGAUUUAUUCAUCUUUUUUUCUGCCUACACUACUUGUUGUCCAAGAUGAAUGAAGCCAGAAGAUCUUACAAAGAUGGCCACAUGAGCGUGAACGAUUGGGAAGCGUCACAGUUGUGUGUUGACGAGUUUAACACCAGCUGGCCUGACAAAGAACAUUUAAGUUAUGUAUUGGAGUUUCCCAGUGACAAGCACAAAGAGCCUGACUGCAGUCCGCACCCCUUCAUGGCUGCUCCCAGGUCAGCGACGGCCAUCACGGUGACCGUCAGCUCCAAAAAGACUUCUGCUGUUGUGUCUCUGCCCACAAGUGACACAGCUGGUUGUGUUGCUUCUGUGUGCGGACACGCAGGAUCAGCAUGGGACAUGCUGAAAUCUACGAGGCCUGCUUGCUCUGAUCCCGUCAGUGCCGCUGCUCACCUCCACCUGCUCGGAGAAGCCUUGUCCCUGAUUGGACAUCAUCUUAAGGAGACGGACAAAUCCGUGUGUGUGUCUACGAGCUUGUUUCUUCUCUUGGACUCUCUGCUGUGUGCGCUUGCUCCACUAAUGUGCCUCACCUCACAUAUACCAGAACUGCACAGCUGCACAGAGUCCACGCUGCCGUUACCUGGGAGUCGGCACGCACAGAGUUGGUGUGGAUGAGACGCACGCACACUAAGCACCAGCGGGUCCAAGCGAGGCGAAGACGACAACGCCUAAAGCUGCCUUCAAGAGCUCGCAUUUAACCAUGAAUCCCCACAUGCAGCACUAUGGCUCGACGUCCCCGGAGCUGAAGCUGCUGCUGCUGGGCAACAUCGAAUGCGGCAAGACGUCGUCGGCCGACACCAUCCUAAGCCAGCUGACCGACAUGUCCACGGCCACGCCCCGGAGCAUCCAGCUGCGCAAGGACUUCGCCGAGGGCAGGAUGGUGACCCUGGUGGAGGCCCCCAGGUGGUACUGGAACGGCCGGGAAAUGGACGAGAGCGUCAAGAAGGAGACGGAGCGAGCCAUGACCCUGCUGGUGCCAGGUCCGCAUGCGGUUCUGCUGCUGGUGCCUGUCAGCCAAUUCACAGAGAUGGACGGCCAAGUGCCCGCACAGCUGCAGCAGAUGUUUGGAAAAGAAGUGCUGGAGCACACUAUAGUGCUGCUGACCUGUGGAGAUUAUCUCAUGGGAAGAACUGUGGAGGAAUACCUUCUGAAGGAGAAUCCAGGUCUGCGGAAAAUGAUUGGGCUUUGCGGGGGGCGUCACCAUGUCAUCAAUAACCGUCAGCGGCAGGACCGGGCGCAGGUUCGAGAGCUUCUGGACAAGGUGGAGGACAUGGUGAGCAAAAGUGGGGUGUUUACCCUCAAAACGAGGGAGGAGAGGGAGAUGGAGGAACGCGUGCAGCAGCGGAAGAGAGAGCUGAUGGAAAGUUUCCGAAAGCAAAAGGAAGAGAAAGGGGAAGCUCCGGCAUCCAGAUACACGUCGAACGUAGACUCACCGAGGAAUGUCGAGAGAGUGGAGUCGUACAGAGAUGCCAGGGAGAGGAGGGGAGAAGUCGAGCUAGACCGCAUCAACGGGGGAGUUUCUGAGAUGCUUCAGUUCAAUCCGGCAGCUUCAACACCAGGCGGGUGGCAGUCGGGCCGCAUUGAUGACCAGUGGGAGAGGGGCUCCUUUAGACUGAAUUCAGAUGGAGCCAGACUCUCACAAAUGAUAGAGGAGAGAACCUCGCCUAAAGUUGUUUCCACUUUUCAUCACAGAAUCAACAGCUUUGAGGAGUAUACGCCCGAGGGCUCCCCUGAACCUCCAGCCUUGGUCUACGACCCCUCCAUGCCGAACUUUGUCCCGUACCACGCCACAACCCCCGUAUCCUCGCCGUCCUCUCCGGAGCUGCGUCUGGUGCUGCUCGGACGAUCCGGAGCGGGGAAAAGUGCGGCCGGCAACGCCAUCCUGGGGCAGGAUGAGUUUGAGUCCAGACCAGACAGUCUGGUCGCCAUCACUCAGGAGUGUGUCAAGAAGAAAGCAGUGGUUGCUGGAAGAAGGGUGGCAUUAGUGGACACCCCAGACUGGUUCCACUCGGAGCGGACCCCAGAUGAGGUGCGAGCUCAGAUCUCCUCCUGCGUGGCACUGUCCAGCCCGGGACCCCACGCCUUCCUCCUGUGCGUCCCAAUGGACCAGCCAGUCAAGACGGAGCAGCGGGCCCUCGGCGCCCUCGAGUCAGUCUUUGGGCCGGACGUCAUCAGGAAACACACACUGGUCCUCUUUACGCACACCGAUCUUCUGAGGAAGAGCGGGAAGGCUGGCAGCGGCAGCGUAGAGGCGUACAUUGCGGGUCAGCGUGAUGAUUUGUUAAAACUGGUGGAGAGAUGCGGGGACAGGUUCCACGUGCUGGAGAGACACGGCGGUGGCGGAAAUGUGGAGGAGCUUCUGGAGAAGGUGGAGCAGGUCGUGGCCGAGGCCGGGGGGCAGUGUUAUUCCAGCCCCGCUUUCCAAGAGGCCGAGAACCGAGUCCAGGAGAUACAGGCCGAGAUCACGAGGGCGAGGAGACGGAAGACGCAGGAGGAAGAGCAGUUUCGGGGCGAGAGGCGCUCCCUCUACCCUUACAUGCAGACCGUGGCCGAGGCCGAAGAGGAAGUGAGAGAGGAAGAGGUCGAGAGAACACGAGCCGAGGCCGAGAGGAGCGUCAGCGCCAUGAAUAUUGAGAGCCUCCCGCCUAUUACCACGAUGGCUGGCACGUCCCCUUCGAUGUUCGAGUCUGUGAUGGAGAAAGUGCAGUCCAACGCCAAGAUGCUGCCCAAGCUGCUGUCCAGCAGCUCGGUGUGGGUCAGCGACGGGGUGAAGAAAGUGAUGACCGGUCCAGUGUGGGGCUCGGCGGGGAGGGCAGCACAGAACGUACAGAAGACGGUGGCCGGCGGUCCUGUGCGGGGAAAGGUGGGAGCUCAAGCCGCACACGUCUCCGAGCUAGCGGGAGACCGACUCCCCGAGGCGGCGUCGGACAGCUCGGCCUGGGUCCGCUCCGGAGGCGAGGCGGCGGCGGCGAGUCCCAUGUGGGGGAAAGUGGGCUCCCGAGCCAAAGUAGUGGCAGACGGCUCGGGGCGUGUCGCAUCCGGGAUUGGAACUGGAGCAAAGGCUGUGGCCCAGAGUCCCGUGUGGGGAAAGGUUGGUUCCGGGGUCAAAUCCGGUGCCAAACUGGUGGCCAGCGGUUCGGUGCGCCUCGGAACUGGACUGGGUGCCGGAGCAAAGAAGGUGGCCCAGAGUCCGGUGUGGGGAAAGGUGGGCUCCGGGGCCAAAGCGGGUGCCAAAAUGGUCAGCGAGAGCUCCGUGUGGCAGAAAAUGGUGACAAAUGCCAAAAAGGUGCCAAAGGUCAUCAUCGCGGGCGCGUUGCUGGGGUUGGCGCUGGGGGUGUUCUUGGCGGGGGCCAUCGGCGGAGCCGCGGGGGCCGUCGUCGGUUCUGCGGCCACCGAGGUGGCCAGACAAAAGUUCGCCAAGAAAAGCGCGCCAGAAAAGCUUGCGAGUAACGUUGAAAGACGAAUGAACGACACCGUGGAUUCUCUGGUGAAACAAGGAGAGAAAGUGAUGAAAAAAGAAUGAAGGACCGAUUGGAUCAUGUAUGAAAUGGAACGUGUUACACUCGUGGCGCCCGUACGUUUCUUCAUCCACCUCUUAACACCACCUCCAUCACAAUCAUAGAAACCGUCAGUACUGGAGCGGCACGUCACUGUGCAGUUCGGAAUCAAUAUUUAUUCAAUAACAUACCAAAAACAUAAAACAAGUGUAAAUAAAAUACAACACACUCACCAGAUGGUUAUUAAAUGUAUUAAUGUGUGAAGAUCACCACAAAUGUGUUUUGCUGGUCAAAGUUGGCUGGAGCAAGUUUUGCUUUGACCAACUAAUCGGAGGACGGAAAAGUACUGAGAGCGCCAGCGCUCUGAAUUUGAAAUCUGAUUGGUUAAAGAAACUCAUCAGCCAGCACUACUGAUUCUGAAGGCCUCUGGCAAAUUUGAUUGACAUGGCAGCACAUGCAGGGUGAAAUCCGAUUUUUUUUGGGGGCGACGACACAUACACGUACUGGAAGCAGUGGAAUGGAGAGAAGUGCUAUAAAAGGAAAGGAAUGCAUGAAAUAAAUUCAUACACUUUCAUGAAUGUAGCGAAGUAUUUCUGUAGUGUUUCGACCAGCUCGGAACGCACGCGCUACAAAAUCAAAGGCAGGGAAACGGUAUGGACUUGUCUGAUCAGAUUGAAGCGCUUUUAAAACAGGUGCUCGUCUCCAGUGACUACAAUAAUUGCUUGAUGGCUCACCUGUGGUUAGCAUGGCUGCCUCACAGUCCUGAGGUUCUAGGUUCAAAUCCUGGCUUUGACCUUCCUGUGUGGAGUUUACAUGUUUUCUCCCACGUUCCAAAAACAUACCAUUUUGUGGUCAUUGAAGACUAAAUUGUCCACAGGUGUGAAUGUCCCGAAGUCAGCUGGAACAACAAGAACGAGAUCCUGGCACCCUAACGAGAAUAAGUGGCAAAGGAAGUAGUUUCCAUAUUUCACCUAUACGCAAUUCAUGUGUAAAUUUGUGCAAUGGACUUGAGUGAAAUUUAAACUUUUUGGACAUCUGUGCUUGAUUACAAUGGAAAUAAAAACAAUUUAAUAUGA